UAUUUAAAGUGAUCUAAUUUGUUAUCGGAGGCAAGAAAAUCUAGAACUUGAGUCAAAAUCGAUGAAAUUUAUGCGAGUUCGAAAAUUGCGGUUCUAUAUGUUAUACCUUUGAUCUUAUAUCAGCCCAAAUGUUAUUAGUGAUAAUUGUUGUUUUCUUUGAUUGAGAGCAAUUAAUUAUGACAAUGAUUCCAUCAACUUUACCCGCGAUUUUGUUCAUAAUUUGUUUCUACAGUUCAACUGGAAUAACAUCAUCAGGUCGCCCCAGGAUUCAACCUUUCACCUUUCCCAAUGAAGUGAAUUUAAAUCAACCAAUUUUAGUCAUUAAUUGUAUCGUAUCUUCCGGAGAUGUGCCAAUAACUUUUGAAUGGUUAAAAGAUGGACAAUCAAUUCAAGCCGAAAAUAACAACAAUGUUGAUAUUGAUGUAAGAAAUCAUGAAAUGUACUCGAUAUUGGAGAUGAAAAAUUUGAAAAGUAAACACAUUGGCAAUUAUACUUGUGUGGCAUCCAACAGAUUUGGAACUGAAUCGUUUACAAGCAGUUUACUGAUGAAAGUUCCACCUUUUUGGAUUAAAGAACCAACUGACAUUAGAAUCUCAUCUGGUUCACAAUUAACGGUUGAUUGUUUAGCCAAUGGUUAUCCAAUUCCAACAGUUACUUGGUCUUUAGUUAAAGAUCCGAAUGAUUAUCAACAAAUUUCUAACCCUCUAACUAAUAAUUCAACUUUUCUCUCUUUCGAAUCAAUUUCUGUUAAAAACAAAGGAACCUACGAAUGUAUAAUUAACAAUUCAAUUGGGUUCCCAUUGUCAAAGAAAAUUUUCAUUGAUGUUGUUGGUAAUCAUGAAUAUAACUAAUUAAUUUCUUUUUCUUUUGAUGAUAAAUUAUGUCGACCUAAAAGCGCCUCUCUCAAGCAAUUAACUGAAUUUCUCAAUUUUCAGCCAACCUUUUGAUACAUUUGAUUUCUAAUUUCAGAUUAUUUUUGCUUCUUAUUCUGU
Messenger RNA from Panonychus citri (citrus red mite), 992 nucleotides. RefSeq names its product cell adhesion molecule DSCAM-like. The record is from RefSeq and is a predicted model, not a curated record. The transcript is spliced from 3 exons. Gene Ontology annotation, biological process: homophilic cell-cell adhesion; dendrite self-avoidance; axon guidance. Bases 177 to 851 code for a protein of 224 amino acids. Lineage: Eukaryota; Metazoa; Arthropoda; Arachnida; Trombidiformes; Tetranychidae. Gene Ontology annotation, cellular component: axon; plasma membrane. Gene Ontology annotation, molecular function: cell-cell adhesion mediator activity.